Porites lobata is the source of this 5297-nucleotide messenger RNA. Lineage: Eukaryota; Metazoa; Cnidaria; Anthozoa; Scleractinia; Poritidae. The record is from the annotation of a GenBank genome assembly.
AUGAAGACAGAUCACCAGUUCAGGAAUGAAAACAUAUGGCAAACAAGGUAAUUCAAAUAUACGCCACGCGUGCUCAUAUCUCCUUCGGCCCAUUGUAAUGUCCGUUUUUUCUAAAACAUAUUCCAAGUACACGGAUCAGAGUAGGAAUUACUCUUUAAUAUAAUACAAAGAACGAUUUAAGGUAAAAUGUCAGUAAGUACAAUUUAACAAUCAUUUAUCAUGGUACAAAAAGAAAGGGUUUUCAGGUGUCCAAUGAUGGUAUAAAACUAGCUUGAUUCCUGUUUUCCCUCCUCUAUAUCAAACAACAUGCAGUAAAUACAGUAUAAAACAACUACAAAAUGUCUUAUUUGGAUAUAGUGUUGUGUUGACUUCAGCAAAGAGAAAUUUUCGAAUUUGGAUGUGCGUAAAUUCUGUGCUUUAUUCUGGAUAGAAAAAUAAACAAAGAAAAUUGUACUUCUGUUGGCUUUUCAGUGAUAUUGUGCAAAAAAAUCCUAAUCUAAACAAGGACAGAUUAUGCUAAGACUCAGUCUUGCCAACUUUACUCAGUUUAAUUUUUUGCCCACCAUACAAAAAGGUGAUAAGCUGACAGGCAUCCUCGUAAAGCCACAACACCGAAUCAAAAGAUCGCAGCGGGUAAAGGGCAAAAUGGAGCUAUACCAAGAGAUAGAUCCUACACAAAAUAAAAUAUUAAUAAAUAUUAUAAAAGAUGUUGUGGCUGGUAUAGAUUUGCGACCAUGGAACAAAAGCAUGAUCUGCACAGGAACUCAGUUACUGAAAAAUACAAAACACGAAUUUCCUCAUGUUAAGCAAGAAGAACCAAUCAAAAUGCUCGACGUUUUUUACACGUGAAACGUAAUAAUUGGGGCAUGAUUGCGUUAAAACGUGAUUAUAAAACACGAAAAGUUAAGAACCUAUGGCAAGAGAGAUAAAUUAAGCUGUCCCGAUAAUCAUUGCUAUCAUUUGCAUUGGCAAUUGUGAAACGAAGGUAAGAGUGAAGUUCAAGAGACCCUGUAACAGUCCUCAAGACUCCAUAGCAUUCAAGCCGCUCAUUUUUCCAAGGCAUAUCUUAAGUAUUAAAUAUAUCGUUAAUCUUAUUAUUGUAAUUUUAGUUGAACUAACCAAAAUAUUUCAUACUCUGAUCAAUCGUAUAGUGCACAACGCUAGAGGACCUUGAUGAUGCGAUCAGGAGUUAAAAUGACCACCAUGUUGUUUGUACUGAUUUUAUUGCUCAUGGCCGCUUUCUGCUCUGCUCAGAACAACAAGCAAUCAGACACCAAGGUAACUGCAUUCAUACUCAUGGUCACUACAGAUUUUUUAAUACAGUUGAUGUUAAUUCAUGGAGAAACUAGGAAUAGCGUAUCAUGUGUUAAUUUUACUAAAUCAGUCUGCAGGUUAAUUAAGAUAAGAAAUGCUCAAAAUGCAUUCAAAAAUUAAGAUGGUAUGAUUACUUGUGCAAUCGAACGCUAUAGAGAAAGAACAUUUUUACGUUUAAAACAAUCAAAAGUAACAUCAUUACCAACGUGGUAAAUACUAUAACAUAUCUUCUUUACUGAAACAUAAAUCAUGUUCUUUAAUCACAAUUUACGCGCGUUCAUCUAAGAAACCCAAAAUAAACACUUGCAAUUAACGAAAAUCAGUAAGCACUUCCUCACAUGGAUUGAAACGCUAAACGACAGACAAAAUUGUCCAAGGCUACUAGCAUUUUGUCAUUAAAUUUUCUGUUUUUUUUUUUGGAGCCUGUUCAAUCUUGUCCAUAUUGUAAUAAUGGUGGACAAACCGGGAUGUGGACAUACAUGACAUGUGUCCCAGGAGCCCCUGGGGCACCUGGUCGAGAUGGAGCCAAAGGAGACGUGGGUAGCCCGGGCAAAACUGGGACCAAAGGACCCCGUGGUGCUGAUGGAAAGAAAGGAGCAAAGGGAGAGACCGGGAUCCAGGGAUCCACCGGACAAAAAGGACAGCGAGGGGACAAAGGCGGCAGUGGAACGCCACGACUGGCUUCGCACAUGAACUGGAAGGAGUGCACUUGGAAAAGAAUGGACACAAAAAAUUCAGGACUGAUAUAUGUAAGUGUGCAACGUCCCUUUAUCACUAGAAUUAAAGGAACAGUAUCCCGUUACUGCGCAUGUACCAAACUUUGAUUUUCUGACAGGAUGUCGCGAAUUCAAAAGAUACGAAAAGGGUAACAGAACCUUGAAAAAUCCGUUUGCAUUGCGCUUGGCCAAGUUUGAUACUACACUAAAACUUCUCAGAAUUACAGAUCAAUGAUAUAUUGUUCACGUUAACUUUCGAUUUGGGCGAAAUCGGGAUAAUAUGGCGUUACUUUCAUUGCCGUUGGUCUGAAGCCCGAGAGAAGGGAAACGCUUAAUGACAGUUGAAGGCUUAUUUCUCCCGCCAGCUGACCACAUAAGCUCAGAUAAUCGUGAAAGGAAUACGCAGAAAUGGAAUAGUAACAAUAAAGACCAUGUAAGAAAGAAACCAUUGAGACAUGGAUGUGACGCACAACGUUGUGCAACGACGUGUUAGUAACUUUUAAAUAAACCUCCCUACGGCGAACAAAUCAAACUAACAGGCACUACUUGUCACUGACAUGUUUAGGGAAAGCAUAAUAUAAUGUUUGACUAACCUUUGCGAUGCUAAUUCAUCGCGUUGAGAUUGCAUUGUCAUUCAUGUCUUGCGACCUUUUGAGGCUAGAACGCAAGAAAUAUUCCUGGAUUUGACUUGUCACAAAUUGACCUCUGAUACGAGUUUCACAGCAGAAAAGCUGUUUUAAAAGCGAGCUGAACGAGCUUUUCUUGUCGCGAGGUGGGCGAGCUACGACAAAAUCGCGGUACGUCUUCGUGCCGCAAGCCAAUUUUUAAAUAGAACGAAAUACUUCCUCGAAAGUCUAAAAUAUUACUUGAGAAUGUAAACAACAAAUCUCCGUCGAUCGGCAGGUGCGUUCCGGAAGGAAAUCUUGUCGCAUCAAUAUGACAGUUUUAUUAGCUGUCGUCACACUACAGACUUUUUACCUAGGUAAACUCGACUUGUUCACAGUUUAACUAGGGAAACUUGAUUUUUUAAGUGUGACCGAUUUUUCCCUAGGUAAUUUACCUCGAGGAUAUUUUAUCGUCUGGGUCUUGGAUAUGUCUCGAUAACAAUAAACUUUCCCCUGACAGCUACCCCAAAGCGAUAGCUAGGGGAAAAUGAAAUACCGAGGUUGCUAGCCAAUAGACGCUCAUCGGCGAAGGCCUUGAUGACAGAACCGGACAUAGCUCACGUGGUGAAAGAAAUUUUGGGGGCACGAGUCGUCUACAUUUUCGCCUGUCUUUACCUUGCAUGUUGAAUUAGCCUAAGAAAUACAGCGAGAUAAAAGAAAAAAAAAACGUCUCCUUGAUCCGCUAGAUCCCUGCGCGUCUUGCCUCUUUGAAUUUACGUUCCAAAAAAUUCAGCUGUCCGUGAAAACCUUGGGAGUCGAUAUCAGUACUGUGACUUUACCAGAAUUUUUUACCGAGGUAAAACAAAACCCGAGAUGAAUUUACCACGGGAAAUUUUUGCUGAAUUUGCCCUAGGUAAAUCGGUUUUGCCUAGGUAAAAGUCCGUAGUGUGACCACAGCUAUUGUCUUUUUAAGAAAAAAAAGAUGACGCUCGCCAGAAAUCUCGAACCAAGUUUUUCGUGCUAAUUACAUGAAUGUGUUUCUUAAUGAUUUAAGCUGCUGUCAAAUCCAGCCUGGUGCGGGCUCAUUGUCACGAUACACAUACAGUCAAAAACUGGUCGCUGAACGAAACUACUGUCAAUUGCUUUGAAAUGUGUUCAAAAUGCAAAAAAUCAUCUCUCGAACGAGAGGUUUUGGGUGAAUAUCAGGAAAUUUAGCCGUGCAGUCCAUAUUGAAAUUUACGGCGUUUUCAAAGUUUAAAACCAAAAACAGAUUUAAUCGGCAAGUGCAAAAUGUGACUGGAUCUGAAAGUAAGUAUCUUCAACUCCCAGAAACGAUCAGAGGCCGUUGUAUACGACAAACUCGGACCCGAACUGGAACACUUUAACAGUUACUGCAUUGGGCUCUGUUAAGCAUUGUAUUCGUUGACACUGCCAUGCAAAUCCUUUACAGUCAAUUUGCAAAUCUGUUUACUUUAAAACCGAAACGGAUAAAACUUUCAAGGUACUUUUAAAUGCAGAUUCAUUUAGUUAAACAAAAAUAUAAUAGAAUUGAUAGGGUGUCGGCGGAUACGAAUGCCUUUUAGGACAGUUUUUUUCGAUUUUUGAACUCUUCUUAGUCAUUUCUCUUUAAUGAAAAUUGCCUUUAGUUGAUAUUUUCUGAGUGUCUGAAAGUGUCACCUCUCAUAGCCUGCGAACGGCAGAAGUUUCUCCUCGCUCAUCGCCGCUGAGUGACGUUUCGCGAGGAGGAACGUAUGCGACUCAGCGACAGAAAUUCCAUACUGAUGACGCAAAAUCUGUCCGGAAUCCGGUCAGAAGCGCUAACUGGUCGACGGAGUAGUUUCAUUGUUCUAGCUAUUGUUGGCAAAUGACAGACAAAAGACAAAAGGCGGCAAAGGUCAAAUGUAAAAGCGAUGAAUCUCUAACAAAACAGUCAAUAUUUGUGGAAUAUAGUCUUCUCUAGAAGUAGCAUUUGAGUUUUCAGUGCUGGAGCUCAUUCGCAGAUGAACACAACACUUUUUUAAAAUCGACCAGGACAAACGUAAAAUCGAACAAAUUUGCGUUUGGAAACAUCGAUUUACGUCACCAGUAUGGAAUUUCUGUCGUUGAAUCGCAGAAGUUCCUCCUCGCGAAACGUCCCUCAGCGGCGAAAAGCGAGGAGAAACGUCUGCCGUUCACAGGCUACACCUUUCACCGCGCAUGUCGAUUCGAAAUUUCUGGCGAUGAUUAUAUUCUACUAGUUCAAACCAAGUAAUUUUCACUAAAAAGAUUGAUUGUCAUAGUACACAGAUGCUGUUUACUUUCUUUAUAUGUUCUUCAGAACUGUGAAUACGCGGGCUCUUCCCUCCAUGUCUACUAUGCUGGUAACCUCAGGUAUGCCUUAUGUGACAGCUGUUGUAGUCGCUGGUAUUUCACCUUCAAUGGAGCCGAGUGCAGCUCUCCAGGAACUAUUGAUGGUGCAUUCUACUUGGAAACAGGCCGAAACCACAAUCCUCAUCUUCACCGCCACAUUGAAGGUCACUGCAAUAACAUUCAGAAAGGAAAGGUGAGAGUGGGAUUCUGGGUUGGAAAGUGCGUCUCAGGCCAUAAGCUUGCUGACGCCCAAACUGGUUGGCAUUCACUGAGUCGUAUCUUCAUUGAAGAAGUGCCAAAAGCCCAGCAGUAA